CACCGUCCUGCUCACUACCCGCUGUUCCGAGCUCAUAACCCCGUUCGAUUGCAUAUGUGCAGACCGUCGCGCGCACUGACAACGCGCGUGAUCGGAGCCACUAUUGGCAGCUCUCUGCCCAGCCGAUCGUCCAAGCCUCGACGACAACUCUCGCGUACAUUUGGCACGUCCGCAGCCUGCCUUCAGUCUACGCCGCCCGACAUUGAGCGGAGCGGCGACAAGCGCGUUAUAGAGAAGUCACAGUCCCUCAAAUCGCACAACGCACCUUUUCCGCGGAGGUCGCAUCAUUGCGGCUCGCUGUCAGUCAAGGAUGCUGGCUCCAGCGUCACGCUCACAGGCUGGCUUCUUCCAGGCCGGAAGGUGGGCAAGGCCCUCUACUUCUACCCUCUGAAGGACCCUCAUGGCACCAUUCAAUUAGCAGUGUCUUCGGCGGUUGGUGGAGGGGAGACCCUCGAGCUUAUGCGGAGUAUCCCUGUGGAGUCGACGGUUAUUAUCGAGGGUGUCGUCUCAGAAAGACCCCCAAAGCAAAAGCGGGCUCUACCCGGAGGUGACAUCGAAGUGACAGUAACCUCCUGUACAUUACUCAAUCCCGCGGAACAGCCCCUUCCGUUCGUACCUUCCGAUGAGUACAAUUUGCCUGCCGAAGAGUUUAGGCUUCGAUAUCGUUACCUCGACCUGCGGCGGUCCGUUAUAUCAGGCAACCUCCGAAAAAGAAGCCAAGUCGCGCACCUCAUCCGAACUACGCUACACGACCACGGUUUCGUCGAAGUCGAGACGCCUGUCCUACUUAAGUCCACACCCGAGGGUGCACGCGAGUUCCUAGUCCCGACUCGAACGGCCACCUCUACUCCAUCCGUCAAGUCUUCUAUCGGCGCAACACGGCGCGAGUCGUUCACACAGCCCCUCUUCUACGCGCUCCCACAGUCGCCACAGCAGCCCAAGCAGCUGCUGAUCGCUUCUGGCGCCGUCGAUCGCUACUACCAAAUAGCCAGGUGCUUCCGCGAUGAGGAUGGGCGCAAGGAUAGGCAGCCCGAAUUCACCCAGAUAGACUUGGAAAUGGCUUGGGUCUCCUGGGGAGACUACCCCUCCAACAAUAAUUACGGUCAAAAGGAUAGCGACUCAUGGCGCAUUGGUGGUAAAGAAGUAAGGGAGACCAUCGAACAUCUGAUUCGCAAAGUCUGGUCAGCGGUGGAGGGGAUUGAGCUGCCCUCGUCAUUUACAGUAAUGACGUAUGAGGAAGCUAUGGGCCGCUUUGGCAGCGACAAGCCGGAUACGCGCUUUAGCCUUGAGCUUCAGCUUGUCACCGACCGGUUCCCUCAGCCGGUAAGAGACGCGUUAGCCAACGAGGAUCAGAUUUUAGAGACACUGGUCAUACGUUCUACGGACACGCAGUUCAAGAGCGCCGCGGAGAAGGUAGGGUUAUAUGAAGCCGCGAUGAGUGAUGGCGCCUAUAUGGUACGCGUACUGUCUGAUGGAACGCUCAACACCGCGAGCAGAGAUGGAUCAUUCGGCAUUCUCGGCACACCCAGCACCGUAAGGGAUGCACUGGAGCUGAAUCCCGGUGACACAGCCUGGCUCGCAAAGCGGCCUCGCACGGCAGAGGGCGGCUCGACAGCACUCGGCCGUCUUCGUUUGCUGCUCGCCACUCUGGCACAAGCCGCCGGUGAAUUGGUCUUGCCUGCGGCGCCGCAUUUUCUCUGGGUCACGGAAUUCCCCCUAUUCACGCGAGCCGACCCUGACAAAGAGUUCCUUGCGCACGGACGCUGGAGCAGCUCACAUCAUCCAUUUACGGCACCAAUGUGGGAAGACAUCGAGAAAAUGUAUGAUGGUCGGAUUGCCGAGGUGCGUGGCCAGCAUUACGACCUCGUUCUGAAUGGCGUCGAAAUUGGAGGGGGUUCCGUUCGCGUGCAUGACGCAAAGAUGCAAGAACACAUUUUUGGGAAGAUCCUCCAGCUGAGCGAGGAUGAGAAGGCGUCUUUCAGCCAUCUCCUACAUGCGCUGCGCUGUGGGGCUCCGCCUCACGGCGGCAUUGCGUUAGGUUUCGACCGCCUCAUGGCGAUCUUAUGCAAAACAGAGUCAAUCCGAGACGUGAUCGCCUUCCCCAAAACUGGCGCAGGCACUGACUUGUUGUUCAAGAGCCCUGCACCAGUGGAGUCGGAGGAUGUCUUGCGGCAGUAUGGCAUAACUCAGGCUCUUGUCGUAGAUGCAUAAUAUACACAAAGCAGAGAUACAGC
This is a messenger RNA of Phanerochaete carnosa HHB-10118-sp, 2234 nucleotides long. RefSeq lists its product as uncharacterized. Gene Ontology annotation, biological process: aspartyl-tRNA aminoacylation. The record is from RefSeq and is a predicted model, not a curated record. NCBI's taxonomy places the organism in Eukaryota, Fungi, Basidiomycota, Agaricomycetes, Polyporales, Phanerochaetaceae. The coding region runs from base 55 to 2211 and encodes 718 amino acids. The transcript is spliced from 12 exons. Gene Ontology annotation, cellular component: cytoplasm; mitochondrion. Gene Ontology annotation, molecular function: aspartate-tRNA ligase activity; nucleic acid binding; ATP binding.